Molecule: messenger RNA, 3544 nt
Organism: Carassius gibelio (silver crucian carp)
Lineage: Eukaryota; Metazoa; Chordata; Actinopteri; Cypriniformes; Cyprinidae
Product: protein tweety homolog 1
Exons: 15
Coding region: 788-2503 (571 amino acids)
Cellular component (GO): smooth endoplasmic reticulum membrane; plasma membrane
Molecular function (GO): intracellularly calcium-gated chloride channel activity; volume-sensitive chloride channel activity
Source: RefSeq, a predicted model, not a curated record
UCCAUCCCUUUUUGUCUCCUGCACACAAACACCCAGAGAGAGAGAGAGAGAGAGAGAGAGAGAGAGAGAAGUUCAGUCCUGAUCACUGGGACCCUCAGGACCACACCAAUUUAAAUCUGCCUUUCACUUACUUAAAUUAAGACUGUAAUGUGUUUGAAAAUGGGACAAUUAAAAUAAAUGUGCCGGUUUUUAUCCCCACAAUACAUAGCCUUUUUUUGUAGCCACAGUUGUUAGUCUAUUUUAUAAAAACACAUUGCACUGGAAGGAUUUCAUUUGCCCUGGAUGUUAUGGAUUUGCUAUUUCUUCAGACUGGACAUUUAUUGUGUGUGGAAACGACAUCGACGACAUAGUUGUGCAUUUGUCACACUGAGAACAAUUAAUUUCGGAAGUUUUUCGUUUCAGUGACGUUUCAGUAUAGCGUCCCUCCGCGCGACUGUGGACGAUGAAUCAAGUUCUCGGAGGAUUUUAAAUCAAGAAUGAAGCUGACUGAUAGGCGUCGGGAUUUGAAGGAGUCGUUCCUCUCUUAAAACAUCCCUCAGGGACUCUCUCCUCUCUCUGAAGACCUGUUUCCCAUCAUCCAUCAGCGAGCACAAAGACCGGGAGCACAUUCUCCUGAAGCCCUAAACAACAGAUUUCACCAGAGGAUGCAACCCGUUUUAACGGUCAACGGUCUCAGUAAACGCAUCUAACGUUAAUCGCAAACAAAUUCACACGAGCGCGAGAGACGUGGAAGCACCCACAUUAGGCUGCUGCAAAUUAAGACGCCUGAGAACGGUUUAGAGCUGUCAUGGCAGCCAUAGCAACUGUCCCCAACUACACCCCAUCGCUAUGGGUCCGGUUAUGCCAUGCCAUCCCUCGCCUGGACUUGACCCUGCAGACCCGAAACAGCGUGUUCACUCCAGACAGCUGGGAGUACCAGCAGACUCUCCUGGUCCUCUCCAGCUUCUCCGCCAUUGCCCUCGUCCUCUCGUUACUUGUCAUUCUCUCCUUCCUCAUCUACUACUGCUGCUGCCGUCGUGGUGAGGGGGGCCGGGAUGCAGAGGAAGAAGAGGAAGAUGAUGAUGCCAGCGGUGGCCAAGGAUACAGCGGCAGAAAGGGGCGGGGCAUCUGCUGUGUCACCUGGGUAUCAGUCGCAGCCGUCACCUUGUGUUGUGUUGCCAUUGGCAUCGGCUUCUACGGCAACAGUGAGGCGAACGAUGGGAUGUAUCAGUUGACCUCAUCCUUCCUCACUGCCAAUUACACACUGGCUUCCAUCAAUCUUCUGGUUUCAGACACCGUGGCCGGGCUGCAGCAGUCUGUCUCAGGGCCCUUGACCUCCAUGGAGGAAGUGUUUGGUGGACAUAAGCCGGCCCUCGUGCCAACACGCUCCUGCAGGCGUCUGUCAGAGCGGGUCGUGUCUCUUCUCUCCAACCUGACACUGGGAAGAGGUCUGAUCCCCAUCACGGAUGGAUUUUACAGGGCGAAUGGAAGUGAAAGCAUAGUGGGAGCACUCACCCCAGCACCUCCUUCUGUAGCCCCCACUCUCAGCCCGUCCGCCAACAACAUCCCUGCUCCUUUCUGCCCUGGCUGGGCUGCAAACACACUCAUGGUGAAUGAAGACUACAGGUGGCUGUCGUAUGUGCUGCUGCUUUUACUGGAUCUGGUAGUGUGCUUUUUUAUUCUUCUGGGUUUAGCCAAACAAGCCCGCUGGCUGCUUAUUCUGAUGACAGUGCUGGCCUGGUUGGCUCUGUUUCUGAGUUGGGGCUCUCUCGGCCUGGAGACAGCCACAGUGGUGGCCCUGAGUGAUUUUUGCUUUGACCCGAACACUUUUGUGCUUAACUCCACUCACUUCAACUCUAGGACAAGCACAGAAGUCCUGGAUUAUUACCUGACCUGUGACAGGAAAAUGAGCAGCCCUUUUCAACAGAUACUGACCCAGUCCCAGAGAGCGCUUUCCAGCAUCCACUCUCACCUCUCCAGUCUGGAGAGAGACGCCCUCCCACGCUUUCCAAAGGCGGAGAAGUCACUCAGGGAGGUGCAGCAGAUCCUCAAUGCCACUGAGGGCAACUUCCACCAACUGGUAGCACUUCUCAACUGUCGAGGGCUGAACAAGGAUUAUGUGGACUCUCUAAAAGGCUUGUGCUAUGAUGGGAUGGAGGGGUUGCUCUUUCUUUCCCUGUACUCGUUUCUCUCAGCUUUAGCGUUCACUGCUAUCCUUUGCUCCCUCCCUGGAGCCUGGAGGAGUUUCCACAGCGAUUCAGAGGAAUAUGAGGACUCCGACAGCGAAAGCGAGGACCCCUUCACUUCUCAUCAGGCACGUAGACAGACGGCCACGGGCUCCCAGCGAGGGGCCUUGCCCCACUUCUAUAGUUACCAGGGGGCCGGCUGGACUCCCCCCUUUUCUAGCGCACCUCCGUUACCGACUCCAAACGUUUCCUCCAAUGGCAGCCCUGGUUAUGAGAACCUGCCUUUGAGUGACAGGCAGUCCCCACCCCCCUCUUACAGUACUCUCCCAGCAUGCUGACUGGCUACGGCAGCAGUCAAUCACAUUCCAACCCGUCCCAUUCAAGACACCUGUACUCACACUAAUUAUUUUUCUGUAUAGUAGAAAAGAAAGAUGUAUAGCAAGGUUUAGUUUUCUUAUGGAUGGACACUUUAUGAGAUGAAAGACUAAUUUAAAACUCUAGAUGUUAAAUAUCUGUGUGUAACGUCAGUACCAUUGAGUCUUUUGGGUGUGACAGACGUACAAAUUGAAUGACAGAAAAAGCCAUGUGCUUCAUUUAGCCGUCCCAUCCUAUCACGUCCUCUUCUGCUAGUGUCAUGCUGUACAUAGCUGGUGGAAACAAGAUGGUAUUGACGUGACAAGUAGUCAUCUAUUUUUAAAUGUAUAACCACUUUAUUUUGAAGUUUUUAUAUUGUUAUAUGUAGUCACAGAUACAUAGUAGCGAUGGCACAAUUUCUUUGUACGAUUAUGCAGUUUUUUUUCUUUUUUAAUAUUUGACAGACCCCUAUUUUAUAAGUGGCAAUUCUGUAUUAACUUGCAUACCCUAUGAUACUAUAUGAUUAUUUAUUACUAUAAUAUAAAUAUAUGAAUAUAUUCAAUGCAUAAACAUUUGAUUGUUAAUGCAUUUUGAUGAUCAAAGAAAAAGAAAAAAGAAAUCUGUAAAACAUUGUUGAGGGCUAGUGUCCGUUUCCUCUGCUGGCUCUGAGCAAUGUGACUGCAUUUUGCCAAUUGCGAUGCAAUGGCCACAAUGCAAGCAGCAAUAAUCAUCAGGACGUCUUGAAAACACCAUCUGUGUCUGUAUGUGUCAGAGGCCUUCAUGACAUGUUCAGUAUAUACUGUACAUACAUAUAUACAUAUAUAUAUAUAUAUAUAUAUAUAUACUCACACACACACACACACACACAUACACACACACAUUUGAAAUUGCAUUGGUCUCCUUUCUUGGCUAUCAACCUGUCAAUCCUUAAAAAAAUAUGUUUCUAUGGUUUAAUGCUCCUUUUGAAUGGCAUCCUUUUUCACUACAGAGUCUAAUAUAAAUUAAAUAAAAAUACAAUAACAAAA